AUGGGGAAUACCGGAAGCAUCAACCGGCGGCAACACCACCACCAGCACCACAACCAAAACCACCACCUCUCUCACCACCACCACCGGCAUUCCAAUCGCCACCACCGUCCUCCUCCACCGCCGCCGCCGCCUCAGGUCACCACAAGCCAAUACGUUUUCGCGGCACCGUCUCAGUACCCCAACCCUAAUUUGCCGCCGCCACCUCCCUACUAUCCCCACCACCACCACCACCACCAUCCUCCUCCUCAAUCUCAUCACGGCUAUUACCCCUCGCCGCCGGCGCCCCCGCAAAAUUACCCGCGCUACCCUUAUGGCCCCCUCCCGCCGCCGCCCGCGCCGUACGUCGAGCACCAGAAGGCCGUGACGAUCAGGAACGACGUCAACGUCAAGAAGGAGACGAUUCGGAUCGAGGAGGAUGAGGAGAAUCCCGGUAGUUUCCUCGUCGCUUUCACCUUCGACGCCACCGUUCGCUGCAGCAUCACGGUGGUGUUCUUUGCGAAGGAGAGCGAGGACUGCAAUCUCGUAGCGACGAGGGAAGACGUGUUCAAGCCGGUGACGAUGUCGUUCGAGCAAGGUCUAGGGCAGAAAUUCAAGCAACCUUGUGGAACUGGAAUCGAUUUCUCCAAGUUCGACGAGGCGCAGCUGAAGAAGGCGAGCGAUGAAGGGGUCUACCCUUUAGUGCUCAAGGCUGAGGCUUGCCCGUCGGCCGCCACCGCCGAGGGGUCGGAAGCUAGUAACAAGAAUGGGAAUUCGCAGAUCACGUUGGCGAUCUUCGAUUGGAAGGAGAAGGGUGAUGGUUACCAUGCUCGAGUUAUGAAGCAGAUUCUGUGGGUGAGCAAUACCAGAUACGAGUUGCAGGAGAUUUAUGGGAUUGAGAAUUCGAUGGAAGUUGAAUCCGGCGGGGAUGAGAGUGGGAAAGAAUGUGUUAUCUGCUUGUCGGAACCUCGAGACACCACCGUUCUUCCUUGCCGCCACAUGUGCAUGUGCAGCGGAUGUGCGAAGGUGUUGCAGUUUCAGACGACAAAGUGCCCGAUCUGCAGGCAACCGGUGGAGCGGCUCCUGGAAAUCAAAGUGAAUGAUGUCGUACCAGAGAGUUGAGACACCAGGAAACGGUGGUUUAUGAUCUGAUCCCUGCAGGCAAGCAAACAAUCCAGUGGGAUUGUAGUUGUAAAGUUUGAAGAUCACUCUCUUUUUUCGCUUUGUGGUUUGAAGAACAGAUUCUGUUUUCGGAUCACUCUCCAACAAGGCGAAGUUACUUGGGGAGUGUAUAAAAAAGAAGGAAAGGGGCUUUUGUAUACCCUCUUUUGACUGUGCUGUAAAUGCAAAUCUCACAUGAAUUGCAAGGUAACUAUAUAUACAUGUAUUAUGCUUGGUUCUCAAACAAUGGUAGGAGCUUUUCUCUCUUUUACCCUCUCAAUGAA
This is a messenger RNA of Linum tenue, 1421 nucleotides long. NCBI's taxonomy places the organism in Eukaryota, Viridiplantae, Streptophyta, Magnoliopsida, Malpighiales, Linaceae. The record is from the annotation of a GenBank genome assembly.